Molecule: messenger RNA, 2255 nt
Organism: Oncorhynchus tshawytscha (Chinook salmon)
Lineage: Eukaryota; Metazoa; Chordata; Actinopteri; Salmoniformes; Salmonidae
Gene: xpnpep1
Product: X-prolyl aminopeptidase (aminopeptidase P) 1, soluble
Exons: 20
Coding region: 145-2007 (620 amino acids)
Molecular function (GO): metalloaminopeptidase activity
Source: RefSeq, a predicted model, not a curated record
CGUGUGGUUAUUGGAAGAAGCUCGUGUCACGUGACCAGAAACGUCAAGGAUUCAAUGGCAGCCUACUGUUUUGUAAAUUAACACAAGGGACAGCUGCAUAAAAUAGUGUUUUAAACGACACAAUUGAAUUUCUAAGACGCUGCCAUGUCUCCCAAGAUCACGGUGGAGCUGCUGCGGCAGCUACGGCAAGCCAUGAGGAACACCAAGUACAUUGCUGAGCCCAUCCAGGCCUACAUUGUCCCCUCUGGAGACGCACACCAGAGUGAAUACAUCGCACCAUGUGACUGCAGACGUGAAUUCAUCUGUGGCUUCAAUGGCUCCGCAGGCACGGCCAUAGUAACAGAGAAGCAUGCGGCCAUGUGGACAGACGGACGGUAUUUCCUCCAGGCCAGCCAGCAGAUGGACAACAACUGGACCCUCAUGAAGAUGGGUCUGAAGGAGACACUUAGCCAGGAGGACUGGCUGAUCAGUGUGCUGCCUGAGAACUCGACAGUAGGAGUGGACCCCUGGAUCAUUGCUGCUGACCAGUGGAAGAACAUGUCUAAGGCCCUGGCCAGUGCAGGUCACUCCCUGGUGGCUGUUCAGGACAACCUGAUAGAUGCCAUCUGGAUGGACCGUCCAACCAGACCCUCCACUCAGCUCCUCACCCUGGGCCUGGGGUUCACGGGUCUGACCUGGCAGGACAAGAUGACCGCUCUGAGAUCCAAGAUGGCCGAGAGGAAGAUCUCUUGGUUCGUUGCCACGGCGCUGGAUGAGAUUGCAUGGCUGUUCAACCUCCGUGGCUCUGACAUCGAGUACAACCCUGUUUUCUUUGCGUACGCCAUCGUUGGAAUGAACACAAUCAGGCUCUUCAUGGACAUCAAGCGUCUGGCCGUGCCGACGGUGAGGGAGCACCUUCAGCUGGACACGCCCUCCAAGGUGGAGCUUAGCAUCCAGACUGCCCCCUAUGAGUCUGUGUUCACAGAGCUGCAGGCUGUGUGUGCCUCCCUGGGGCCCAAGGAGAAGGUGUGGAUCAGCGACAAAGCCAGCUGCGCCCUCACGCAGGUCAUCCCCAAGGCCCACCGGUCUCCUAUCCCCUACACUCCUCUCUGCCUCGCCAAAGCUGUCAAGAACGCCACCGAGAUUCAAGGGAUGAAAAUGGCCCAUAUCAAGGAUGCUGUCGCCCUUUGUGAGCUCUUCGCUUGGUUGGAAAAAGAGAUUCCAAAAGGCACAGUGACUGAGAUAUCCGCAGCAGAUAAGGCCGAGGAGUUACGCAGCCAACAGAAAGACUUUGUCGGACUCAGCUUCCCAUCUAUUUCCAGUGUUGGACCAAACGGAGCAAUCAUUCAUUACAGACCCCUCCCUGAAACCAACAGAACUCUCUCUCUAAAUGAAAUCUACCUCCUCGACUCUGGAGCCCAGUAUAUUGAUGGAACAACAGACGUCACCCGCACCAUGCACUUUGGAUCCCCCUCUGCUUAUGAGAAGGAAACCUUCACCUAUGUUCUGAAGGGACAUAUAGCUGUCAGCGCUGCCAUUUUCCCCAACGGAACCAAAGGCCACCUGCUGGACUCGUUUGCCCGCCAGGCGCUGUGGGAGUCUGGGCUGGACUACCUUCAUGGUACGGGCCACGGGGUGGGAUGUUUCCUCAAUGUCCACGAGGGACCCUGUGGGAUCUCCUACAAGACCUUCGCCGACGAGCCCCUGGAGGCAGGCAUGAUUGUCAGCGAUGAACCUGGGUACUAUGAGGACGGCUUGUUUGGCAUUCGAAUUGAAAACGUUGUUCUGGUGGUGCCAACAAAACCCAAGUACAACUACAGGAACAAGGGCAGUUUGACGUUUGAGCCUCUCACUCUGGUCCCCAUCCAAGCCAAGAUGGUAAACACAGAUCUUCUCACCCAGAAAGAGCGUGAUUGGGUGAACGAGUACCACAGGCAGUGCCGGGAGACAAUUGGAGCAGAGCUGGAGAGGCAGGGCCGCAAGGAGGCCAUGGAUUGGCUGAUCAGGGAAACCCAGCCAAUCGCCUGAAGGCUAUUCUAUGACUGACUCAUAUUUAAUUCAAUUGUAUUGCCCAGGAGUACAAUUGAUUGAUCAAUUGAUUGCUCAUCUCAGCAGUGAUGAUAACCUUUUCUUUUGAUAUUUUCUCUGAGAAGCUACUAUCUAUGGUUCUGGUCUCUGUGUAUUUCACGCUAUGCUUCUUUUCUAAAGCAUCAUCACCAUCCAUGUCUGAACUGUUUUAUGGCGAUUCAAUAAAUAUCCAAGUGUGGAAAAAAGGA